GGGGACCCAAGACCCUGCAUACAUUUAUAUAGCUUCGUCGAGACCCCGUAUACUCAUCUUCACCUAACGCUCACGUCAGAUUCAAGCCUUCAUCAUGCGAUUUCACGCUACAUCCACAUCAUUGGUGCUUGCCGCUGUAGGAACCGCGUCCGCCGUACCUUCACCUUCUGCAACUGCGGCCACCGAUGCCUGCUACGUGACGAAGUAUGCCGCUAUCCCGGCUGCGGUCGCCGCCUGCACUUGCAUAACCCUCGACGGCAUCACCGUUCCUGGAAACUCGAGUAUCGAUCUUUCGAAGCUGAAGACCGGUACCAAGGUCACAUUCAAAGGAAAGACCUUCUGGGAGUACGCCGAUGCAAACUAUGCUUUCAUCCAGGUGGCGGGUACCAAUGUCGAAAUCACUGCCGAAGAAGACGCAGUGCUCGAUGGCAAUGGUCAGGCUUGGUGGGACGGCCUUGGUAGCAACGGAGGCGUUACCAAGCCAAACCACUUUAUUGAGCUGAAGAAGAUGCUUGGAAACAGUUCCGUCCACGACAUCUACAUCAAGAACUACCCGGUGCACUGCUUCAGUAUCAGUAACAGCGCUGGUCUAGAUGUGCACCACAUUACGCUGGACAACAGCGCUGGAUACGCGCCCAACAACCGCUCCAACGGCCUCCCUGCAGCACACAACAGCGACGGAUUUGGCCUGAGUAGCACCAAUAAUACCAAAGUUCGCGACAGUGUUGUUAUCAACCAGGAUGAUUGUGUAGCUGUCACCAGUGGAGACAAUAUCCACGUCAGCAACAUGUACUGCAAUGGCAGCCACGGUCUCUCCAUCGGAUCUGUGGGUGGAAAGUCAAACAACAACGUAACGAAUAUUUCAUUCACAAACUCCGUCGUUCUGAACGCCGAGAACGGCGCUCGCAUCAAGUCAAAUUCCAACACCACCGGUUUCAUCUCCAAUAUCCAUUACGAGAACAUUCGCGUUGAAAACAUCUCCAUUUAUGGAAUUGACAUUCAGCAAGACUACUUGAACGGUGGGCCAACCGGCAACCCCACGAACGGUGUCAUCAUCCAAAACAUCACCAUGAAGAAUAUCUUUGGCACGGCAACAGAGGAGGGAAAGAACUACUAUAUUCUUUGUGGAGAAGGAAGCUGUAGCGACAUCAAGAUCGACAACGUUCACAUCACCGGAGGCGGAAAAGAGAGUUCAUGCAAUUUCAAGACGGAGGGCAACUUUGACUGCGACGGACACUUUGUAUGAACUGGCUAUCUCUGUAAAUCCAUGUUUGUUCGCAGAGUGCGGAAACCAUGCCGCUUGUCAACGGAACUGAAUAGUCGUUCCAACUACCUCGCGCUUUGAUGGUUUCACAGACAAUCCCUAGCAAUAUCGUUUGGAAUUUUUUGAGGACCAGAGUUCAAGCGAUAAUAGUAGUAUGUGGGCCGAAUGGAUGGAGCCCCAGAGCGAUGUAACACCAAUGUUGUCAGAAUCCCACUACGCCGUACGUCCGGAUCAUGGUGCUUCUUGACUUCGCUGCGCAAGUUCCAUGUGAACUGCGCACGCACCACGUGACGUAAAAUUCAACGUUGAGCGGGCGUCGCGCCAACCACCUCGCGCCGCAUCCAAGGAUC
Messenger RNA from Alternaria rosae, 1614 nucleotides. RefSeq names its product glycoside hydrolase. The coding region runs from base 95 to 1246 and encodes 383 amino acids. Gene Ontology annotation, biological process: pectin catabolic process. The record is from RefSeq and is a predicted model, not a curated record. The transcript is spliced from 3 exons. Gene Ontology annotation, cellular component: extracellular region. Gene Ontology annotation, molecular function: polygalacturonase activity. Lineage: Eukaryota; Fungi; Ascomycota; Dothideomycetes; Pleosporales; Pleosporaceae.